GCGGACCGGGCAGUCAAGCCGGAAACUCCGAGCGUUCCGCGAAUCGGCGCUGAUCCGCUUUUACGACCACGGUGCCCGCGCGUGCCUCCGCGAUCGUUAUAAUUUUUGAAAUAAUGACCGCCCCUCCUCCCCCCUUUCAACAGACCCUGAUGACGUCGCGCGUUUCGAGAGAAUCUCUCGUCCCUCUCUCCCUCCCGAUUCCCUGAUGACACAGAUAGCCCUCGCUAUCGCGGGUUUUUUUUUCUUUUUUACUGUCUCUCGAACGAAAAAAGUGCCGGUCGAGUCGAUAAGUGUAUGUUUGUUGCAUCAGGAUUCGCUUCUCGCCGAUAAACCCGCCGGCCCCGAGAGGGACCCCGUCUAACGAUAUAAACGCGAUCACGGCACGCCGCGCCGUUAGAAACGCUUAUUGAAAGCGUUUAUUUCGCAAUCGAGCGGCGGCCUAUACGCAAUCGCCGGCGACAUUGGCGGCGUCUUCGCCGCUUUUUCAGAGAUCGUCGUCUGGGACUUGGAGAGCUCGAGAGGACCACAGUUGCCACAGUUUUGCCCGGAAGUCGACCUAAGGGAACGCCUGAUGUGUUCGGAAAUCCGAUAAGCGGUUUUGGCCGUCUUCACCGCCGCUGGAUCGAGCCUUACAGCUAGGAAUAUCUCUCGAGGAGCGUGUACGAGUUGCCCUCGUGAACUGUUCUGCACGCGCCUGUUUCUCUCGGAGCUACUUCCGAAUGUCACAACGAAAAGAAUUCUCGUGACACGAGAUAACGAUGUCAGAAUCGAUAGAGUAUUAUUAAAACGAUCGUCCGCGUCGCGAGUGAAGCCGUUAAUCGCGUACCGAUUAAAAUCCAAUAGAGGGAUAUCUUUAUAUAAGGGUUUCUAUAAAAGCUCUCUCUUUCGCGCGCAUUAUCGUAAAUACUGAAUAACGUAGGAUAAAUUCCGGAGAGCGAAAUGGCGUACGACGACGUUAUCCUUCGUAUGGGCGAGUUCGGCCGCUACCAGCGCAGGGUCUAUCUUCUACUCUGUCUUCCAGCGAUAUCGUGCGCCUUUCACAAGCUAGCCGGCGUGUUUCUCGGAGCCAAAAUGAACUCGAGGUGUUUGCUUCCACAUGAGCACGCGGAUAACGCCACGUUCCACCUGAGCCAGGACGUGCUGAACGCGAGCUAUCCGUGGGACCACGAACUCCGAGGGUGGUCCCAGUGCAUGAGCCGUGACAUUAUCGACCUUGCGAAUGGCACGAUCCUUGGAAACGCAAUUGGCAACGGCACCGAAGGAGGAGGCGUCAGCAACUGCAAGCAGUACGUGUACGACAGAAGCGUGUACAAAAGUACAACCACUUCUGAGUGGGACUUAGUCUGCGACAAGGCGUGGCUGAGAGCGACGGGGGACUCGUUGUUCAUGGUAGGAGUCAUGCUUGGCUCGAUGAUAUUCGGCGGUUUGUCCGAUAAAUAUGGUCGUAGACCAAUUUUCUUCCUGUCUUUAGUCAUACAGCUGGUUGGCGGUAUACUAGUUGCUGUCGCGCCCGAGUUUAUUUCCUACGUAAUCUUCAGGCUAAUUGUCGGGUCAACCACCAGUGGAGUGUUCUUAGUAGCUUAUGUCAUAGCUUUGGAGAUGGUCGGGCCAAAAAAGCGGUUAGUGGCUGGUGUUGGUUGCCAACUAUUUUUCACUACUGGAUACAUACUCACCGCCGGUUUCGCGUAUUUUAUUACUGACUGGAGAAUGCUGCAAGUAGCCAUCACUGUGCCAAGCAUCGCGUUUCUACUUUACUGGUGGUUCAUUCCCGAGUCCGCGCGAUGGCUCCUAACGAAAGGUCGCCUCCAAGAAGCGAAGGAUUUGCUGCAACGUGCUUCCCUGGAAAAUGGCGUAGAGAUGCCGAGCGAGACUCUCGAUACACUUCUUAAUAAUAACAGCGAGGAUAGUAUGCCCGACGCAAAGAAGCCUUCGCUCUUUGAUUUGUUCCGUUAUCCGAACUUGAGGCGGAAGAGCAUUCUCCUAUUUUUUAAUUGGCUCGUAAACAGCGGCACGUACUACGGACUGUCUUGGCACGCGUCCAAUCUUGGCGGUAACGACUACGUUAAUUUUGUAAUAUCUGGAGUGGUAGAAGUACCGGCGUACACUUUCCUCAUUUUCACCCUGAAUCGAUGGGGCAGAAAGAUCAUUCUAUGCGGCUGUAUGAUGGUGUCCGGAUUAGCGUUAAUUGCCACGUUAUUUGUUCCUGCCAAUAUGCCAUGGUUAAUCGUUUGUUUAGCAAUGAUAGGAAAACUCGCUAUUACUUCCUCCUACGGUGCAAUUUAUGUGUUUACUGCCGAACAAUUUCCGACCGUCAUUCGAAACGUCGGACUAGGUGCGAGUUCCACCUUCGCCCGAAUUGGCGGAGUUAUCGCGCCAUAUGUCAAUCAUCUGUCGGAAGUAUGGAUGCCAUUACCACUUGUCAUAUUCGGAUCAUGCGCCUUACUUGCUGGACUAAUGUCUCUUCUUCUGCCGGAGACAUUAAACAAAAAACUUCCUGAAUCGAUUCAAGACGGCGAGCUUUUUGGAAAGAAAUUAUCGAAGAAGAAGAAAAAGAAGCAACAGUUGAUGCUCGAACAAUUGAACGAUAUAGAAAUAAUAAAACCGUUAAAGGCUCAGGAAAAGCAGAAUGGUGUGCAUGAGAAGCAGAACGGAUGA
This is a messenger RNA of Temnothorax curvispinosus, 2655 nucleotides long. RefSeq names its product organic cation transporter protein-like (gene Orct). NCBI's taxonomy places the organism in Eukaryota, Metazoa, Arthropoda, Insecta, Hymenoptera, Formicidae. Gene Ontology annotation, biological process: transmembrane transport. The coding region runs from base 940 to 2655 and encodes 571 amino acids. The transcript has 10 exons. Gene Ontology annotation, molecular function: transmembrane transporter activity. The record is from RefSeq and is a predicted model, not a curated record. Gene Ontology annotation, cellular component: membrane.